UUUGCAACUCCCCGGAUGGAGGAAGUGGGUCAAAGUCUCCGAGGGCGUGAAAACACGCCCUACAUCCUUGUCCCCACAUAAAUGUGGGUCCGUAUACUAUCUACACAGUUCGUAUAUGCGUUGGUUCUAUGUGACCUCGUAACAACGAUAUCCUGAGUUGUAGUCAAAUCCUGCCAUCUUGGCGUCGGAUGACGAGCUAUAAAUAUGUUUAGCUGCAAUAUGGGGGAGCGUUCAUCUUUCUCAAGUGUACAGCUCCAAAGCAUCCCUGAUCACUACUAUCGCACAUCAUGGCUCCCUCCGCCAUUGAGUCACAGAAUGCCCCUGCUUUCCCCGAGAAACAGGCCGGCCAGCCUCUCGAUGCCUCCAAACUGAUCUACACCUAUACUACCAAUCCUCGCGAUGUUCCCGACGAAGCAACGGCCAACUCCGGCGACGAAACCAUCUGCACUGACCACAUGGUCGUCGCAACCUGGAAAGUCUCCACAGGCUGGUCAACCCCGGAAUUAAAACCCUACGGUCCAUUGAAUCUCAUGCCCACAGCCUCCUGCUUACACUACGCUACGGAGUGCUUCGAGGGACUUAAGGUAUACCGCGGCUAUGACGGUAAGCUCCGAGUCUUCCGCCCAGAUCGCAACGCCGCCCGCUUGAAUAUGUCCGCUAGUCGUAUCUCCCUACCACAAGCCGACCCCGACGAGAUAACAAAGCUUAUCCAUGCCCUCCUCGAGGUUGAUGGCGCUAAAUGGCUCCCCAAGGAGAGAGCCGGGAGCUUUUUGUAUCUGAGACCAACACUCAUCGGCACCCAGCCGACCAUCGGUCUCGUGAAGUCCAAGCAGGCGAUCUUGUAUAUUAUCUUGAGCUAUAUGCCUCAACAAGACACGCCACCUGGUGGAAUGAGACUUCUGACUUCACCAGAGGACAUGGUGCGUUCUUGGGUGGGUGGAUUCGGCUACGCCAAGGUUGGUGCGAAUUAUGGACCGUCAGUGCUCGCUACGCAAGACGCCAUGCAACGCGGCUUUCACCAGAUCCUCUGGCUAUAUGGCGAUCAGGGCGAGUGCACAGAGGCGGGCGGUAGUAAUUUCUUUGUGGUCUGGCGCCGCAAGGAUGGCAAGAAGGAGAUCAUCACUGCGCCCUUAGAUGACCGUCUCAUUCUGGAUGGCGUUACCCGUCGCAGCUGCUUGCACCUGGCAAAGGAAAGACUAAGUGACGAGUUUGAAGUCACCGAGCGCAAGUACACCAUCAGUGAGCUAAUCGAGGCCGAGGCGGAAGGUCGACUGCUGGAGUCGUUUGCUGCGGGCACAGCGUGGUUCAUUACCCCUAUCUCAGCGAUUCAGCACCGAGAACAUGGCAUCGCUAUCCCUACGGGACCCGAUGGUGGACCCGGUGAGGUUACUGGUAAGAUCAAGGGCUGGUUGAGCGACAUUAUGUAUGGGCGGACAGAGCAUGAAUGGGGGGUUGUGGUGUCUGAGAGGCAAUAGGCUAUGGGACGAUGCUUCCUUAUCAUAUAACGAACAUAAGAUGAGUCACGCAUAAUUUAGGAUGCACUUUUCGUAAGGAUAGUAUAGUAACCAUCAAGAGUAGAGUCCACAUGAAGCCCUGACCCAAUGCGGUUAGCGGUCAUGUGCGGCCUCAGGCAACGUAGGAAGCUUGGCUUCGGCGACAUGUGAAAGUCGAAAUCUCCGCCUUGCUCA
Molecule: messenger RNA, 1688 nt
Organism: Aspergillus pseudonomiae
Lineage: Eukaryota; Fungi; Ascomycota; Eurotiomycetes; Eurotiales; Aspergillaceae
Product: aminotransferase
Exons: 2
Coding region: 288-1475 (395 amino acids)
Biological process (GO): L-leucine biosynthetic process; L-valine biosynthetic process
Cellular component (GO): mitochondrion
Molecular function (GO): branched-chain-amino-acid:2-oxoglutarate transaminase activity
Source: RefSeq, a predicted model, not a curated record